AUGUACGACAUUGGCAGCAGCUUGGUGAAAGGCAAAGGCAAAGGUUACGGCCUGGACAUUGACAUUGACAAGGGCAAAGGCAAAGGUUACGGCCUGGACAUUGACAUUGACAAGGGCAAAGGCAAAGAGAAAGAAGUAGAAAGGGAUAUUACUGAAAUCAUCUGUCCCGCAGGCGACAUGCUCUUGGGGAUUGACGGCUCCAACGUGGCAUUCCAGGUCUAUUCGCAGAGCCUCAUGUGCGCAUCGGAGACCUUUGAACAAUUAGUCGAGGACAUCAUGCUCUCGUCCGGGGACAACGAGAAGAUCCUCGUGCUCGACCCGGAAAAGGUCGACAUUGUUCGCCUCGUCUGCCACAUCCUCCACCUCCAGAACCACAUGCUGCCGCAGUCGCUCAUGCCGUGGACGCUCCUCGACAUGGCGAUUAUGGUGAACAAAUACGGUAUGCAGAGGGCCGUCGUGCUCGCGGCGCGGCAGUGGCUGCUCAGCGGCAGAGACAACCACCAGUUCGUCUCAGAUCCCACGCUGGCAACGGGGUGCUACAUGGUGGCGGCGGCCUUGUUCUUUGACGAUGCCAUGUUUGAGAAGUGCGUCUGGGAGCUGAUUUCCAUUUGUACGGUGCCCUUUGGGAGACUCUGGGCAUGGCCCGCUCUGAGGGAGCAAGUGUCUCCCAAAGCCGUCAAACUGCUCACGCUCCUGAGGAACAAGGCACGAGCCAGGGUGUACCAGAUACUCCUCGCCGAGACGGGACUGCGCUGCUACGCCGGUUGGGACACGACCCUCCAAGAACGGUACGAAGGGAUCCUCGCCCGGUUCAAGCCAGUAACGACGGUUCACCUCCCCCUUGCGCAAGUGAUUAUUGAGUUGAAGAAGGCAUUGAUCCGAGAGUUGGGAGGGCCCAACUCGCCGAUAGACUGCUUGGUGAGCAUCUCAACGGACUUGGACAUGAUUUCGCAGACUGCUGGGAUAAGCUUGGAAAAGUACACGGAGAUUUUGACAAAGGAAGGGGAUGCCGGGUUGGAGUAUGUGACUCCUGAUGAUGGGGAAGCAUCUGCUAAAGGUGAAGCAUCUGCUAAAGGUGAAGCAUCUGCUGAGAGUAGCUUGCCCACUGCGACCUUUGACUGA
This is a messenger RNA of Trichoderma aggressivum f. europaeum, 1122 nucleotides long. RefSeq lists its product as uncharacterized. NCBI's taxonomy places the organism in Eukaryota, Fungi, Ascomycota, Sordariomycetes, Hypocreales, Hypocreaceae. The record is from RefSeq and is a predicted model, not a curated record. The coding region runs from base 1 to 1122 and encodes 373 amino acids. The transcript is spliced from 2 exons.